Bombyx mandarina (wild silkworm) is the source of this 3189-nucleotide messenger RNA. It is a transcript of the gene Syt7, whose product is annotated as Synaptotagmin 7. Gene Ontology annotation, molecular function: SNARE binding; phosphatidylserine binding; clathrin binding. Lineage: Eukaryota; Metazoa; Arthropoda; Insecta; Lepidoptera; Bombycidae. Gene Ontology annotation, cellular component: plasma membrane; exocytic vesicle; synapse. The record is from RefSeq and is a predicted model, not a curated record. Gene Ontology annotation, biological process: calcium ion-regulated exocytosis of neurotransmitter; vesicle fusion.
CACAUUUCGCGACCGGUAUUCGGAAAAGCGUAAAGUUAAUUUAUCAUUCUAAAGUGUGAUACAGUGUCGUGUGGUGUAACAUCGGUUUGUUUAAUUAUAAAUUGUGCUUUUUUUCUUUGUUACCUUAGUUCCAUUCAUUAUCAAAGUGCAAGUUUGAAAUUGUGUUCGAAAAAAGGAAUAGGUAAUUUUUUUGAGGUCGCAAUGAAGACCCGUGACGUAGUUCUGGUAACUGUCCUGGGCUGCGGCUCCAUUGCCGUACUUCUGGCGGUCGCAGUGUAUCUGUACAUCAGACGCAGAAGAAGAAAGAGGGAGGACGAUGAAGAUGGCACCAGUUGCGCCAUUCGGGCGGACCAGUCAUCAAGUGAUGGAGGUAGAGAGAAAAGUCUUUCCAAGCUUAAUGGAUUUUUAAGCUUAAAGACACCCCUGAUCAGCACUAAGACAUUGGGAGCGCAGCUUGAGACCACUUCUAUUAGUUCCCCCCAAGCUAAGUCACCGGCAAGUAGCAGCGCUGGAGCAGCUGCAGGCGCCUCCACUACAGCUGGAGAACGCACCCCGACAGCUCACAACAAACAGCUCCAGAAUGUCAAGGGACAAGAUCACCCGCCUCACCCAUCUAUGGCGUUCCUUCAGAAUCGAUCCAUUUCGCUGGUGGACAUGUACAUUGACAAUUCGGAGCCGUCAGAGAACGUCGGGCAGAUCCACUUCUCGUUGGAGUACGACUUCCAAAACACUACCCUGAUCUUGAAGAUUAUACAGGGCAAGGAGCUACCAGCCAAGGAUCUGAGCGGAACUUCGGAUCCCUACGUCAGGGUCACCCUGCUUCCGGAUAAGAAACACCGCUUGGAGACGAAGAUAAAGAGACGCACUCUCAACCCGAGGUGGAAUGAAACCUUUUAUUUCGAAGGCUUCCCAAUACAGAAGCUUCAGAGCCGGGUCCUGCAUCUUCACGUGUUUGAUUACGACCGCUUCUCGAGAGAUGACUCCAUUGGCGAGGUCUUCUUGCCGUUGUGCCAGGUGGACUUAAGCGAAAAACCUUCGUUCUGGAAAGCUCUGAAGCCUCCAGCGAAGGACAAGUGCGGGGAGCUUCUCACUUCGCUUUGCUACCAUCCGAGUAACAGCGUGCUGACCUUGACACUGCUGAAGGCCAGGAAUUUGAAGGCGAAGGACAUUAACGGGAAAUCAGAUCCCUACGUCAAAGUCUGGCUGCAGUUUGGCGACAAGCGCAUCGAAAAACGCAAGACGGCCGUCUUCAAGUGCACCCUCAAUCCGGUCUUCAACGACUCAUUCUCGUUCAACGUUCCCUGGGAGAAGAUCAGGGAAUGUUCGCUGGACGUCCAAGUUAUGGACUUCGACAACAUCGGCCGCAACGAGCUUAUCGGGCGGAUAUUGCUGGCAGGCAAGAACGGCUCGGGCGCGACAGAGACGAAGCACUGGCAGGACAUGAUAACGAAACCAAGACAGACGAUUGUGCAAUGGCAUCGCCUCAAGCCCGAAUAAACCACGAAGCGACCCCCAACUUGCUACACGUCAUAAGACUGAACGGUUAAAUGUUAAAAAAAAGCGAAUAACCAAAAAACAAAUAAAAAUUAAAAAAAAAACGAAAAAUAUCUCUUUCGGAUCUGUCUUUCGCGGCGUGUACAAAUUUUGUUUCUUUUUUGUGAGAUAUAUACUUAAAUUAAUUUUAUUUGAAUUAGAAAAAAAAGUUACAUAUAUUUUUUUUUUUUAUUCAUAUAAAUAAAUGUAAAUUAAAAAAAUUGCUUUAAUAUUUAUGUACUGUGUUGAGUUACUGCAUUCAGUUUGGAACGCGCACGCCAUUAUCUCGAACUUGACUGUUCUCUGAUAUCUCGAACGUUACUGCUUCUAAGCUAUUAAACGUAAUCUUGGAAACUAAAAACUUGAACAUAAAAAAAAAAAAACGUAACAAUUGUGAAAAAUUUCAUUGCCUUCUUCAAAACAUGUGAUAGAAUCAACCCAAUUUUUUUUUCAUUCCUAAAUAUAUAUUUUUUCAUUUAAACGCAUAAAGUGUUCGAAUUUUGAAAUACAUUUAUUUAAAAAAAAUGCGUGAUGAAAUUUUUCAUAUAUUGUUCCAAAAUCUUUAUGCAAAUGUUAACGUUGUUUAUAUAUUAUGAUAAUAUGUAAAAGUUGAAUCGACGUUGGGAAGUUUUGAACGAAACAUUGUUAGUUAAUUAAAUAAUUAAAUAAUAAAUAUAUCUUAAUAAUAUCGUUAAACGUAGUGAAUAUUAACAAAAGUCGAGUUCGUAUCGCACAAAAGUUGUAGAUUUUCAUUUAUUUAAAAACUCUAAUUGGACUAAACAAAUUCACAGUGCAGUGCAGUGCCGGAUUAAACAUGUAGCAAGAGUAGCAAUUGCUACGGGCCCCGCGCGAACGGGGGCCCCGUAUAUUUAAACCCACUCAUCUCUGCCCGAGCUUAAUUUUUUGAGUGACUUAUUAAGAAAAAGUUGUUUGUAUAAACGUGUAGAAUUUCAAUCAGCCUGAUAAUCAGCUCUACAAAAAGUCUGACGUAUGCAAGUACUCUUACCCGACACAGUGUGGAAGUGUAGCAUAAUUGAGAUGGCUCGAUUUAAGUUGUUAAAAUUAUAUAUUUAUUUGUAAGAUUAACAGUCUACAUUAUUAUUAGUAUAAUUUAGUAACCUGCUACGGGCCCCGCGCUUGCUCAAUCCGGCACUGCAUUGCUGUGCAUAUUUAUUUUCAUUACGAAAUUCUAGCGAUUCGGAGCACUAUCGAAAUUUUAAAGAGAUCAAACUGCCAAAUGAUAAACUAAUUUACAUUAUCACAGCACAACAAAAAUCUGUGUCAAAAACAAUCUUUGUUUAAAAACACUUAUUGCUUAUAAUAUGUAUUGAAAAAUUCUAAAUUUUAAUGUUAAGAUUGAAAAAAAAGGACGGUCAAUUUUAGGCGCGGUUUUGUAAAAAGAAAUGUAAUUUGUGGAAGAAAUGAAAAAGAAAAAAAAUUACGUAACUUUAACAAUAAUUUUGAGUCGGAAUUCGUUUGGAAAUUGUUUUUUUUUUAAUCCGACGUUAAUUAACCUAAGUUGUAUGCGAUGACCAUUUGUUAAAGGAUUGUUACAAAACAUAUUAUGGAUACAUUUUAAUAUAACAUAGUAUUUAUUAUGCUUGUUGUUGAAUGUUAAAAAAUAUUGCUUAUUGAAAAAGAAAAAAAAACGUAGAA